Molecule: messenger RNA, 689 nt
Organism: Glycine soja
Lineage: Eukaryota; Viridiplantae; Streptophyta; Magnoliopsida; Fabales; Fabaceae
Product: glutathione transferase GST 23-like
Exons: 1
Coding region: 26-370 (114 amino acids)
Biological process (GO): glutathione metabolic process
Cellular component (GO): cytoplasm
Molecular function (GO): glutathione transferase activity
Source: RefSeq, a predicted model, not a curated record
GCUUGGGAAGGCUGGAUGGGUAGCAAUGUCUACCAGCGGCGAUGAACAAGAAGAGGCUAUGAAAGAAGCCAAAGAAAUGAUGGAGAAAAUAGAAGAGAUUAAGGGAAAGAAUUAUUUUGGAGGAGACAAUAUUGGGUACCUUGACAUUGCACUUGGAUGGAUUGCUUACUUGGUUCCUGUUUGGGAGGAAGUUGGAUCAAUGCAGAUAAUAGACCCAUUGAAAUUUCCAGCCACCAUUGCAUGGAUGACCAAUUUUCUCAGCCACCCUGUGAUCAAGGACAGCUUGCCCCCAAGAGAUAAGAUGCUUGUUUACUACCACAGUCGCAGAAAGGAACUUUCUUCAACUUCUCUGGGCUUGUUCAAGGUUUAAUUUAGAUCAAUUCCUUCCUCUAUAUGUUUCUUAUAUGGUCCACGUACAUGUGAUAAGCCCAGAUAUUGGAUUGGCUUGAUAGAAUACGAAUAGGAGGGAAUCAUACUGGCUAAGUUUGUGUGUUGGGUCGUUUUUUGGCUAUUACAAACCACCUCUGCAUGUAUCACUUACAAUCCGACAGUCCCAAGAUUAUAAUAUAACUAAUAAUCAAUAUUAUAAAAUAAAAAAGGUAUAUAUUAUACAAAUAAGUCUGCAAAAUUGGUACAUUUCAACCCGACAUUCGAAAUUUGAUUGGUGAAUCAGACUCUACCAUGGCCUC